Messenger RNA from Lutra lutra (Eurasian river otter), 4390 nucleotides. It is a transcript of the gene SH2B1, whose product is annotated as SH2B adaptor protein 1. Gene Ontology annotation, cellular component: plasma membrane. The record is from RefSeq and is a predicted model, not a curated record. The transcript has 9 exons. Lineage: Eukaryota; Metazoa; Chordata; Mammalia; Carnivora; Mustelidae. Bases 1702 to 3984 code for a protein of 760 amino acids. Gene Ontology annotation, molecular function: transmembrane receptor protein tyrosine kinase adaptor activity. Gene Ontology annotation, biological process: intracellular signal transduction.
CCCUCUUCAAGUACCUCUUCCCUCUUCGCGACCCGGCCCCGGCGCCUGAGAGGAGCCCUGGGUGGGGGUGGGCGUAGUGGGGGCAGAGGCAGGAGCGGUGCUCGGCCCCGCAGAGUGCAGCCGACCGGGCUGGUCCCGAGGCGGUUGCGGCCCCGGGGAAUGGGCGGGUCGAGGGUGUCCAGGGAGUAGGGUCGGGUCGGAGUGCAUUGACCACCGGGCCCAGAGGGUCCGAGCCGGGAGCGGAGCCUGCACCCUCCACCACCCGCCCUUCGGGAAAUUUCAGAACUGAGCCAAGAGGCAGGUGCAUCGGGAAAAUGUGUCUGAGUCCUGCUUGGCAGAAGAGAAACUGAGUCACCAGCUCAGGAGCCGCAGGGUCAGCGGGCCAGGAGGGGGCUGGGUUUGCCUGUGGUGCAGAGGGGUGGGUGGGCCUGUGUGAGCCAAGGUGGCCUCUGCCUGGAGAUUGGUCUCUCUGCUGUGUCUGCACCUCUUGGCUCGGUUCCCCUGUGUUCCAUGACUCUUGCAUCUCUUGGCUUCUUCUCUUUGGUUUGGAAUUGUCCCUGCGGUGGGAGCCAUCUGAAUGUGUAGGGUCUAGGCCAGGAAGGAAGGGGAGGGGUCGCUGAUUGUCAGUCUGAGCAGGAGUCUGAGGUUUGGGGAGACUUCCCUGAGCUGCCCUCUCCCCCAUCCCCCCCGCCCAGUCCGGGUGCCAGUCAUCUUCCAGUAUACUAUGGGGGAGGAACACUAACAAAAGAGCCAUGGGUUGUAAAUGUCAUGCUCAGCUCUGCCACUUGCUAGUUGUAAGAUCUUGGGAAGCCUUCUAUUUUUUCAUUGCUUUCUCAGAAGAAUCGGAACCCAUAAAGAUAGUAUUAAUGGCGGUGGUUUAUUGUGUGCUUACUUUGUGUCGAGCCCUGACAUGUUCCAUUUAAUUCUCCCAAUGAUUCUAUGGGUUAGGGAUCAUUAGCUCCGCUUUAUAGCUACAAAUCUGCACUUCAGAGAGGACAUAUAGUCUGUUCCAGAUCACCCAGCUAAUAGGUGGCAGAGCAGGGAUUUCAUCCCAAGUCCGACUCCAGAUCCCAUAGCCUUAACCAUCAGGCUAACCAGCCUUUAGGGCACACUCCCCAGUGAAAGAAGAGGAAGUGAAAAAGCUCCCUGUUAUGUUUUAUUUAUUUUGUGGCCAACAGAGACUUGCUCUAACCCAGCCCAUAGACUUUCCCCGCCUGGUGCUGCUGCCUCUGGGCCCCAGGCUGAAGGGUCCCCAAAGAAUUGGACUGUGGCCAUUCCGAGCCUCUGUCACAUCGUGUAGGGGUCCUGGGCCCUGGGGUCUGCCUUCAGGACAAGUGCGGUUUCAAUCCAUCACCCAUUCAUCCUCCUUCCUGAGCAGCCUCCCUCCUCAGAGCUGGACCUCAGGACCCAUGAGGCAGGGUCUGUAAGCACUACAGGCCUAGCUCCCCUGAGAGCUGGGUCAGUGAGGGCCUGUGCCUGAGGCCGGGGCAGCCAGGCCCUGGGGACGAGCGCUAUGCAGUGGGCAAAACCAUAGGCUUGGAGUUCGGAAACUGUUCUGGGCUUCGGUUUCCUCAUCUAUUGUCAAGGUUAUUAAAGCCUGUUGCAGGGAAAGCUGCUGCCGUUCACCCCGUGUCUUCUGGUCGCUUCCCUCUUUGCUGCCCCUCCCCACAGGCUCCCCCUCUCCACCUCCUGGGGACCAUCAUGAAUGGUUCCCCUUCCCCGGAGGAUGGGGCCUCCCCCUCUCCUCCCCCUUUGCCACCACCCCCUCCUCCUAGUUGGCGGGAAUUCUGCGAGUCCCAUGCCCGGGCUGCUGCCCUGGAUUUUGCCCGCCGUUUUCGCCUCUACCUGGCUUCCCACCCUCAGUAUGCAGGGCCAGGGGCUGAGGCUGCCUUCUCCCGUCGUUUUGCUGAGCUCUUCCUGCAGCACUUUGAAGCUGAGGUGGCCCGGGCCUCCGGCUCCCUCUCGCCACCCAUCCUGGCUCCCCUGAGUCCUGGUGUGGAGAUCCCGCCACAUGACCUGUCCCUUGAGAGCUGCAGGGUGGGUGGGCCCUUGGCUGUGUUGGGCCCUUCUCGAUCAUCUGAGGACCUGGCCGGCCCCCUCCCUUCCUCAGUCUCUUCCUCUUCUACGACCUCCUCGAAGCCGAAGCUCAAGAAACGCUUCUCCCUCCGCUCAGUGGGUCGCUCCGUCCGCGGUUCAGUCCGUGGCAUCCUGCAGUGGCGGGGGACUGUUGACCCUCCCUCCCCAGCGGGGCCCCUCGAGACCUCAUCGGGCCCCCCAGUCCUGGGUGGAAACAGCAACUCCAACUCCUCUGGGGGGGCCGGGACCAUUGGCAGGGGACUGGUUAGUGACGGAACAUCCCCUGGGGACAGAUGGACUCACCGAUUUGAGCGGCUGAGACUCAGUCGGGGCGGGGGGGCCUUGAAGGACGGAGCAGGGAUGGUGCAGAGGGAAGAGCUGCUGAGUUUCAUGGGGGCUGAAGAGGCAGCCCCUGACCCAGCUGGAGUAGGCCGGGGAGGAGGGGCAGCUGGGCCAACCUCAGGGGGAGGAGGGCAGCCUCAGUGGCAGAAGUGUCGCUUACUGCUCCGAAGUGAAGGAGAAGGAGGAGGAGGAAGUCGUCUGGAGUUCUUUGUGCCGCCCAAGGCGUCUCGGCCUCGACUCAGCAUUCCCUGCUCUACCAUCACGGACGUGCGGACAACCACGGCCCUGGAGAUGCCUGACCGGGAGAACACAUUUGUGGUUAAGGUGGAAGGCCCCUCGGAAUAUAUCCUGGAGACAGCCGAUGCUUUACACGUGAAGGCCUGGGUGUCUGACAUCCAGGAAUGCCUGAGUCCGGGACCCUGCCCUGCCACCAGUCCCCGCCCCAUGACCCUCCCCCUGGCCCCUGGGACCUCAUUCCUUACAAGGGAGAACACUGACAGCCUGGAGCUGCCGUGCCUGAAUCACUCAGAGAGUCUGCCCAGCCAGGAUCUGCUGCUGGGAGCCAGUGAGAGCAAUGACCGCCUGUCACAGGGGGCCUAUGGGGGCCUUUCAGACCGCCCCUCAGCGUCCAUCUCCCCCAGUUCCGCCUCCAUUGCUGCCUCCCAUUUUGACUCAAUGGAACUGCUUCCCCCAGAAUUGCCCCCCCGCAUCCCCAUUGAAGAGGGGCCCCCAGCGGGCACCGUUCAUCCCCUCUCAGCCCCCUACCCACCCCUGGACACUCCGGAAACGGCCACAGGUACCAGAGGAUCAUUCCUGUUCCAGGGGGAGUCAGAGGGAGGUGAAGGGGACCAGCCCCUCUCAGGGUACCCUUGGUUCCACGGGAUGCUCUCUCGACUCAAGGCCGCGCAGCUAGUGCUGGCAGGAGGUGCUGGCUCCCAUGGUGUUUUCCUGGUACGGCAGAGUGAGACGAGGAGGGGCGAGUACGUCCUCACUUUCAACUUCCAGGGCAAGGCCAAGCACCUGCGCCUGUCGCUGAACGAGGAGGGUCAGUGCCGGGUCCAGCACUUGUGGUUCCAGUCCAUUUUCGAUAUGCUCGAGCAUUUCCGGGUGCACCCCAUCCCUCUGGAGUCUGGAGGCUCCAGUGACGUUGUUCUUGUCAGCUAUGUCGUGUCCUCCCAGCGACAGCAGGAACCGAACACCUCCCAUGACCCACCCCAGCCCCCUGAACCCCCUUCAUGGACAGAUCCCCCACAUCCUGGGGCAGAAGAGGCGUCGGGGGCGCCAGAAGUGGCGGCAGCAGCAGCCGCAGCAGCCAAAGAGAGGCAAGAGAAAGAGAAAGCGGGCAGUGGAGGGGUCCAGGAAGAGCUGGUCCCCGUGGUUGAGCUGGUCCCCGUGGUUGAAUUGGAAGAGGCCGUAGCACCAGGCACGGAGGCCCAGGGAGGCGCUGGAUCUGGUGGGGACCCCGGGGCCACCCCGAUGGUGCAACUCCAACAGUUACCACUAGGGGGCGACGGAGAAGAAGGGGGCCAUCCCAGAGCCAUUAAUAACCAGUACUCCUUCGUGUGAGAUACCCUACCCCGCUCUUUCUCCACUCUUCUUGCUCCCCAGCUCUUAGUUGGUGAGAUGGCGCUGGGUGGGGACGUAGAGGAGCGGUAGGAAUCCCCUCCCCACGUGCUUCCUGACCCCUGACGGCCAAGGGCAUCUGCAUUGGUACAAGAAGAGGUUCGAGAGCCCUGUUAACUCCCCAGUUCAUACACUACAGGUGCCCCAUCCCCUGGGCAGGGGAUUUGGGCUCCAUUACCUCCCUGAGGGGCUCUUAUGGUCAGCCCCACCCCUGGGGGCCAUUUCCCCACUAACCACCCCCCAGCCCGAAGAAGGGUGAGGGGGAAGGGCUGUCAGUUACUUUAAGGUGGUUGUUGUUGUUGUUUUAAACAAAAUGGAGAAGCAUAAAUAAAUAAAAGGGUUUAUCUCA